This is a messenger RNA of Phycodurus eques (leafy seadragon), 6726 nucleotides long. It is a transcript of the gene asap3, whose product is annotated as ArfGAP with SH3 domain, ankyrin repeat and PH domain 3. Gene Ontology annotation, molecular function: GTPase activator activity; protein binding. The record is from RefSeq and is a predicted model, not a curated record. Gene Ontology annotation, cellular component: cytoplasm. Bases 197 to 3205 code for a protein of 1002 amino acids. Lineage: Eukaryota; Metazoa; Chordata; Actinopteri; Syngnathiformes; Syngnathidae. Gene Ontology annotation, biological process: positive regulation of GTPase activity. The transcript has 26 exons.
AUAGCGUCAGAGUCACACACUCUCCCCUCUCAGCUCGAUCGAGGACACUUUUCGUUUCUUUUUUUUUUUGGGGGGGGGGGACACUUUUACUCUCUGGCUUCCAGUGGGAAUUAACUGCGUGCGCCCAAGCUUUGCGUCGUUUGCCACAACGCGGUGAUUUUAUAUUUUGCUGAGUUUGAAAACCUUGGAGGCAAACAUGCCGGAGAGGAUCAGCAUUUCGGACUUUGUGGUUCUGACCAAUGAGGAUCUGUCGUCGCCGGCCACGUCCACCUUUCAGGCCAAAAUGAACGACUGCAGGAGCACCGUGUCCGCCGUGGAGGAGUCACUGGAGAUGGAUCACCUGACUCUCCAAAAGAUGAAGAAGAUGAUCAAAGCCAUCCACAACUCCGGAAUCACUCACAUCGAAGCCAAGGAGCAAUACACUGAAGUCCUGGAGAGGCUGGGCAACAGCCACCUGAGCCAGGACAACAACGAGGUCUCCACGGGCUUCCUCAACCUGGCCGUCUUCACCCGAGAAGUCACGGCCCUGCUCAAGAAUCUGGUGCAGAACCUCAACAACAUCAUGGCCUUCCCUUUGGAAAAUGUGCUGAAAUCAGAGCUGCGCGACAGCAGAUUGGAGCUGAAGAAACAGAUGGAGAGGAGUUGGAAAGAGUACGACUUAAAAAUAGCAAAAUUGGAGAAGGAGCGCAGGGAAAAGAGCAGACAGCUCAUUCGGACGGAGGGAUCGGACGGAGGGGAGGACAUGGAGAGGGAGAGGAGGACCUUCCAGCUACAGAUGUGCGAGUACCUUUUGAAGAUCCAGGAGCUGAAGGUCCGCCAAGGCCCGGAUCUCCUCCAGAGCCUCAUAAAGUUCUUCCAGGCCCAGCUCAGUUUCUUUCAGGAUGGGCUGAAAGCUGCAGAAAAUAUUGCUCCCUUUGUGGAGAAACUGGCUUCCUCGGUUCACACGGUACGACUAGACCAGGACGAGGAAGUCAAACAACUCACUCAGCUGAGGGAUUCUCUUCGCUUGCUCCUGCAAGUGGACGGCAAAGAGGAAUAUCUAAACAGGAAGAACUCGGGCAACGGCUACAGCAUCCACCAGCCGCAGGGCAACAAGCAGUACGGGACUGAGAAGUCGGGUUUCUUGCUCAAAAAGAGUGACGGGAUCAGAAAAGUGUGGCAGAAGAGGAAAUGUGGAGUCAAAUUUGGCUGCCUUACCAUCUCUCACAGCACGAUCAAUCGACCACCGGCCAAGCUCAAUCUCCUGACCUGUCAGGUGCGACCUAACCCGGAGGACCGCAGAGCCUUUGACCUAGUUACUCAUAACCGGACAUACCAUUUCCAGACAGAGGACGAGCAGGAAUGUGUGAUCUGGGUGUCGGUGCUUCAGAACAGCAAGGAGGAGGCCCUGAACACGGCACUGGGAGGAGAUCAGCUCCACCUCCAGGACAGCGGCCUGCAGGAACUUUCCAGAUCUAUUAUCAGCGAACUUCGCCACAUGCCCGGCAACGAGGCCUGCGCUGACUGCGGCGCACCAGAUCCAACAUGGCUGUCCACAAAUCUCGGCAUUCUGACCUGCAUCGAAUGCUCUGGGAUCCACAGAGAACUGGGUGUCCACUACUCCAGGAUCCAGUCACUGACCCUGGACCUCCUGAGCACCUCUGAGUUACUGUUGGCGGUCAGCAUUGGUAACACAAGAUUCAACGACUUCAUGGAAGCAGGUCUUCCAAGUGAUACUAUCAAACCUUUGCCACAGAGUGACAUGAAUGCCAGAAAGGAGUACAUUGUCGCAAAGUACGCCGAGCGUCGCUACGUCCUGCGCAGGGAGGCGACUGAACCCGGCCAGCUGUACGACGCUGUGAAGAGUCGGGACCUGACCUCUCUGCUGCAGCUCUUCGCCGAGGGAGCAGACCUUACCAGACCGCUCUCGGCGAACGACGGGCAGGGUCUGAAAGAAACCUCUCUUCAUCUGGCUGUGCGUCUGGAAGAAAGAAGCUCUCUGGCUAUCGUGGACUUCUUGUGCCAGAACAGCAACUGCUUGGAGAAGAGGACAGCGGAAGGCAACACAGCUCUGCACUACAGCGUCCUCCAUCACAAGCCCGAGUCACUCAAGUUGCUGCUCAAAGCCAAGGCUACUCUUCACAUAGUGAACUCUGCAGGAGAGACUGCCCUUGAUAUCGCCAGGAGGCUGCAGCACACACAAUGUGUUGAGCUGUUGGAGCUGGCGCACAAUGGGAAGUUUAACUCUCAGAUUCACGUGGAGUUCAUGUGGGACACUCAAGCUCAGGAAAUCUACGACAGCGAGGAUGACCUGGACGAGAGGGUGAGCCCAAUACCCAAGAACCGCUCUCCGGCCGCCUCAAACGGAGGCGUUGGAUCCCGCUGUAGUGUGGUGAGCAGCGCCAGUGGUAACCCAGGCAACAGACCUUGUCAGACCUACGAGAACCUGGAGUUCCUCUACAGAAAUCCCCCAGCCAACAGUCCCCCCUCUGGCCUAGCAAUGCCACCACCGCUGCCUGCUAAAUCCACCCCUAAAGGUCGCUCCGACCCUCAGCUCCCGGUCACAGUGCCGGAAGUGAACCUAAAUCCUCCAAGACGUGCCUCAAACCCGUCCGCCAACACCUCCGGUUUCCAGACCCAAGCCCGACAGAGCCCCACUUCACCUAGCAUAGAGAAUCAGGCCCCGGGUGGCAAAACACACAAGGGAAGCGUGCUGAGGACUCAUAGACAUUCUGGGGAAGUGCAAGCCGGCACUGGUUCUGCCUCUCAAAGCACUUCCACGUCCUCCCAGAACCACAUUGGGCCUGUCAGUUCCGAGAAGACCACAUCUUAUCGUCGCACGUGCAGCGGAGGAGGCAACCAGGGCAAGUGUGCCACGUUGUCUCCCACCAGCAACCAGGAGGAGCCGUAUUGUACUUUGGGGGGAAAUUGCGCCGGCUUCAGCCCGGUACCCACCGCGGUUGCCCCGUCUUCUUCGCCGGGUGUCACCUCUGCCCUUCGACCACGCCGGAACGCUAUGGUUUCGGGCAACAGGCACCAACAGAAGCGGGUCAAGGCGUUAGUGGACUGCAGACCCGCCAAUUCGGAGCAGUUGACCUUUUUCAAAGACGAGACCAUUGUGGUCACGGUCUCCGCUGAUCCCCACUGGUGGGUUGGUUACAUAGAAGGGGACUCGUCCAGGAGCGGGACCUUCCCCAUCAACUACGUCCAGAAAGUAGCAGAUUAAACACGUUUGCGAAUGACGAACUGAGCCAGCGUCGGAUGCUCGUUGGCAUGAUUACGUUAUAGCGGUCAAGUGGACUUUUAUGCUGUUUUCCCAUGUGGAUUUGCUCAAACCGCAACGUGGUGAGCGAAUUCUGGACACUCCCGGGCAGAGACUACACAGUAUGAUUUGAAAUUCUCGACCAGGAAUAGAAAACUCUCAAAAAUCUUAAUGAACACCUCUGUCCUUAUAUUGAACUUUUUUCAGUUGACUAAAAUGUUUGUAUUAACAGGUACGGCGGUCGGCAUACACAACCAUUUUCCCGUAACUUGCCGGGCUAAUCUCUUUUUUAAAAUGCACUUUAAACUCACACGGAAGAAUUCCUCAGAAAUGGGUGUUCAUAUCUCAAAAGGCCAGCUGCUGUCUCAAGAAGUUGCUUGCUGCUGUUAUGAGCUUAAAUGGGAAUAGUGUUUUGUGACUUGAGUCAAAAAUAUAUGUAAAUUAACAGGGUUAAUUAAGAGACUAUUGGGCUGGAUUUACACUAUCUGGUCCAAGUGCCCAAUUAAGACUUAAUGCUUAUGUCAGAUUCAUCAUUUUGCUAUAGUUUUGUUUAACAGGGAGUGUUUGAUCAUGUUUAUUUAUGUAGUUUGGACCGAUGUAUAUUUUACUGAUCAGUAUAUUUCAAUAAUGGGGGCACGUAGCUGAUACUUAUCAGACUUUUAAUCACAUUUGGAAGAGGCCGAUUCCAUUCUGAAGAUAUACGAUUCCAUGCAUAGUUUUUCCCCUUGUUUUUGCUGCUUUGGCAUAUUUCCCAAUUGUGUCUCUUGAGUACAAAAAGUCGUAAUUGUUUCAUUUGAACCAUGCAGUGUAAAAGCAGCCUCAGGAAUACUUAUUGAUAUUAGUGAUCAGUGAAGAUAUUUACUGGAGGUUUGUGUGCAGCACAAACACGCAAUUGCACUUAUUGUACAUAUUGUAACUAGCUUAUGGUAUUUAGGAACUUUUUUAUAUACUGACAUAUAACUAAAAAAUGUGUAACUCAUGUCAUGGGGAUUACUGUACAUGUUAAUUGAUGUAUAUACUUGUCUAAAAUGCCCACUGAUAUACGUGUGUUCGUACUUCUCCCCUCGCCCACCACACUAUUAGAUACACUUGUACAUUGUUUAUUUUUAAAAGGAAUUAAUACAGUCUGUUUUGUACUGUGCUCAAUAUUGCAUUUAUUGUUGCGCAUACACAUUAAAUGUCUCUACUCAAGCACCAUCUAGUCAUAAUAUCCACUCGCUGGACACUUUAUUGGGUACACCUGUACACUGUAAGAGGAGUUAAUAUUCUCAGCGUAUUUGGAAAGUAACACAAUUCUUAGGAACGCCUCUCGGUAUGAUACAGUGCACUUCUGUAAUAUAUUGUUAAAUUAAUACCUCUGAUAGUGUCAUUUAUCUUUGUAAUGGUGUCAUUUACGAGCGCUGGUGUACCUAGUAUUGUGGGCCGCUAGUGUGCAGUGCAAGUUAGUUGUCGUCGUCACGUCCCAGACACAAGUAGAGCAGAAGCACAAAGAGAACAAAGCUGCUAAGUGCUUCUUUUUGCUCGAUACAAGCAUGAAUCAAUUCAAUUAUUUAGUGCGGCCUACACUGGCUGCACGCAUUCAAAACGUGCAGCGCUUGUCCUUUCCCUGGGAGUGUUGCGUAACGCUCGGCACGUUUAAAUGAAACACUGUUGCCAGUAAGUUACUGUAAUUUAAGUUUAUAGUAUUAAAAACUACAUAUUACUUUCACAGUAACUGGGUGUUACUGUAUUUGUAAAUUACAGUAACUAAAUGUUACUGUGUAAAUAGCACUGUAAACAGUAAAUUCACUGUAAUUCAAUUUACAGUUUUAAAAAAGUCCAUUUUAAAAAAAUACAGUAACACGCUGUUCUUGGUGUAUGACGUUAACAAAAUCCCAUGAUGCAGUGGAAAAUACUGUACAUUUAAUUACUAUAUAGUCACUUUACAGUAUUUUACUGUAUGGUAAAAACAAUGUAGAAUUUACAGAAAUGUCGAACAGUGAGUCACAACAUAAAGCGCAUCCAUCCAUCUACGCGGAGUCUGCAUUACUGCAGAUGCUGCACCAACUCUGCAUUAUUCACCCCAAAGUUCUUGAACUCUGGCAAAACUUGUCCUUCAAUAUGCAGAGGGCGUGCCAUCCUUUUUUGACCAUGACCUCAGAUUUGGAGGUCCUGAUUCCAAUACCAAGCAUGUCACACUCUGCUGCGAUUCAGACAUGGAGCUCAAUCAAAGAUUAUAAUGCAUAUUUUUAGAUUCUGUAGAUGAACGAUGUAAAGCUUAGGGUUGGGCAUAAUACUCGCUAAAUAUGUUUCUGUCGAUUGUGUGGAAUUUAUUCUUGAUUUAUCACGUCAGCAGAGGCGCUGUUGAUUCAGUCUUAACAAGUUUGCUUUCUUAAGAAGUCAAGAUGUUCUGUAUGUCUUUUGACUUGACGAGCCCUAUUAAUAGAUCAUGAUUUGUUUUGGAUCAACCAAUAUUCAACGAACAAUGGGAAAGUCCAAGGAACUAACUCUAAGAAGGAGAAUUGUAGGUUUAAAGCCUUCUGGAAUCAUUUCUAAACAACAAUAAACAAUUUGUUUUGACAGUAACCAUUGGCUUGACAAAUACUCAGAACAAUGGAAAAGAAAGAGAGAUGUUGAUUUUUUUUCAUUUUAUUUUAUUUUUUGUUUGAGGUGUCAGGGGAGUUGGGGUCUUUUGGAGCCAUGUCUAAACAAUCAUUCCACCCUCAAAAAGGUAGAUCAUUAAAAGCCUAAAAUGAAAGUGAUGCCUAUAUGAUCAUAACCCUAAUGAAUGCAUGUAAACUUCUGGUCACAACUAGAGUGGGACUAUAAUUGCACCGUUUGUCAAUAAAGGACAUUUAGGCCAAUGUAUUAUUGCUCCUUUAUUCCAAAUAGGAUAUACAAAUUGUCCCCGUUAUGUUUAUGCAACUUAACAGCUGCUGUCGCAUCUUUUAAAAGGCUUCCAAAGAGAUUUGUCUGACAGUAGCCAUUGGAUUAGCCCAAAAUGAAUAUGUCCAUGUUUAAUAUAGUGUAUGUAAACUUCUUCCCACAACUCGACGAGGACUCAAUAUCCUCUUUUGCUAAUCAAGGAAAUUUAGUCCAAUGUGCAAUUGCUCCUUUAUUCCAAAAAGCAUAGACAGAUGCUCUCGAAUCCAAUGUGUUUAUGCAAUUUGACAGCUGCGCUUGGCUCUUUAAUAUUACUAUCAUGCCUCUGUAACCUCCUCUGCAAGCAUGGCUGUCUCUUGACAGCUGCAACCCAGUGUCCAGCACAAUGACAUUCCAACCUGUCACUUAUGUAACAUAGCCCGUAUAAUAACAACAAUGUUUCUGCUUCAUAGCCAAUACGCACACUCCCUAAGCCUUGUAUGGAUUUAUAGCGUUAAUGUAUGCGCAGCACACCGCAGGAUGCAGUACUUAUCUGUGAAAAACAAGAAUGAAUAAAUCUCUGGAUUUAUUUAAGUGUGCCUCGAAUGUAUUAUUAUUAGCAUCUCUGUAUAAAAGCCAUCUGU